This is a messenger RNA of Diabrotica virgifera virgifera (western corn rootworm), 1632 nucleotides long. RefSeq names its product facilitated trehalose transporter Tret1-like. Bases 78 to 1472 code for a protein of 464 amino acids. The record is from RefSeq and is a predicted model, not a curated record. Gene Ontology annotation, biological process: transmembrane transport. Lineage: Eukaryota; Metazoa; Arthropoda; Insecta; Coleoptera; Chrysomelidae. Gene Ontology annotation, cellular component: membrane. The transcript is spliced from 2 exons. Gene Ontology annotation, molecular function: transmembrane transporter activity.
GAAAAAAUUAUAGUACUUCGCAAGUGAGCUUACAGUUCUAGUAUAAUACUAGUAGGUACAACUCUCAAUUGCCAAAAAUGGCUGUUAUUCUUAACUUCGAUGCUAAAGAGUACGAGAAGAUUUGGCCACAAAUAUUAGCGAUUGUAAUAGGUGGUCUAGCUGGCUUUUCAAAUGGACUUCUGUUCUCAUGGUCUUCACCAUUCCUAAUCAAAAUAACACAAGACAAAGUCAACUAUGAUAUCACAGAACACGAAGCCUCCUACUUUAACACUAUCCAACCAAUCGCUUUGAUGAUAGCCUGCCCUAUUUUCUCGAAACUAUCAGACAUUAUUGGCAGGAAGAGGACCUUACUCCUGAUUGUCAUUCCUCAAAUAGGUAGUUGGUUGUGUGCAGCUUUAGGAAGAACUGUUUAUACGUUCUACGUAUCAAGGAUGUUUUCUGGUAUAGCUGAUGGUUGUCUCUAUGCCACACUGCCAACUUACAUUGGAGAAGUAGCUAACCCGACAGUUAGAGGGAUAUGGGGAAACGCAGUAGCCUUAUCUAUAAUUUCGGGGGAGUUCAUGAUCAACGUAUUGGGAAGUUAUUUAGGAGUUACAACAACUUCUUGGGCGUGUUUACCAAUACCUGUUUUAUUCUUUGUUCUGUUUUGGUUCAUGCCAGAGUCACCUUAUACUUACAUUAUGAAAGGCAAAGAAGAAGAAGCAAAGAAUUCUUUAAGGUUUCUGAAGAGGAUAAAGAACGUUGAUGAGAUUUUUGAGAAUUGUAAAUAUGCUGUAGAGAGACAGUUGUCAGAAUCGGGCACUUGGAUUGAUCUUUUCAAGGAAAAAAGCAAUAGAAAGGCCUUGUUUGCUGGAAUAUUUUUACGACUGAGUCAACAAAUGGCUGGCGACUCAGUAUUUUUGACGUACACUCAGUUUAUCUUUCAAAAAUCCGGUAACAACAUGAGUCACGAAGAAGCUUCAAUAGUCUUUAUGGGAUUAGCAGUAACAUUGAAUUUAUUAUCAGUAAUUUUUGUAAUCAAUAGAUUCGGAAGGAUCUUUUGCUACACGGUAUCUAUGGUUACUACCAGUGGAGUACUUUUUGCAAUGGGUGCCUACUUUUACAUAGAUGGAAACACAAACAUCGAUCUCUCUUCCGUAAAUUGGAUCCCUCUGGCUUGCAUGAUGUCCUACCUCCUAUUUGCCUCCAUUGGCAUUGCAGUUAUUCCUACUUUAAUGCUUGGGGAGUUGCUUUCUGCCAGUAUCAAGUCUAAAGCUUUGACUAUAUUAUUAAUUACUUAUGGCGUGGGAAACUUUUUAACCAGCACCAUAUUCUACCAAUUAAAUACACUUCUUGGUUUCUAUGCUCCGUUCCUUUUGUUUGCAAUGUCUAAUGCUGUUUGUGCUGUUACGUCACGGUAUAUUAUACCUGAGACCAAAGGCAAGAGUUUAGAAGAAAUACAACAAAUUCUUAAAGGGAAUUUGAAAAACUAAACAAGUUGAUACUUCUUUCAAGAAGGAAUAGAAAGGUGGCAUAGCAUCAGCAAUGGAUCCGAUGGAAUAAAGAAGGGGUACUUAUCAUCCAUGACAAUAUUUUACAAUUAAUAUAUUAUUUAUAAUAUUUGUAGUUAAAUAAAUAAAUUAUUUAUCAAAA